GGUUACAAUGAAUGGGCUUUACUUACAUGGUUUAGGUGAAAUAUAUGAAAUAUGUGAUAUUGCUGAACACGCGAAAUUUACUUUUAUGAAAAGCAAUGCCUCCAAGACCAGAUUACCCGUAUAUCGUAUCAUAAAACAGACUUCCUUUACGACCAUCAGAAUGUAACUGUUUACGAUGAAUACCUUUACGCAGGAUAUAUAUAUAUUGAUUCUGCAUUUUUGUAUCCUAUUCCUGACCGGAGAAAGUUAUGAAUUAAAGUGUUCUGUACCAUCGCAGCGUCAACACAGGUCAAAUAACUUUUGCAACAUAUCCGGAGAAGAAUACAUGUGCUUACGGGACGUAAUAAAAGUUCAGAAUAUUGAAUUGUGUUCCAAGAAAAUACAAUUUCAACGGCCUGGGUACAAAAUUGUAUGGAGUGGGAACUUUGAUGGACAGACUUGUGACACUGAAAGAUAUCAGCCGAUUAGUCAUUUCAAUCUCGACGGAAGUAAUUGCAUCUUCCAAAAAUCCAAUUGCAAUGAAGAAGGACAAAUAACAGUUGAAGACGGAUCACCAAGGACCGACAGACGAUGCCGAUGUGAUUACAGACGGGGAUAUGCUUUUGUUUCUGAACCUUCAAAUAAGUGUAACUGCAUUCCAUCGAAUGAGGAUUGCUCAUGCUUUUUGAAACAUUGUCCCUAUCUUCAGAAAUUAUCUCCUGACUACAAAUGCGUGUGGCAAGACGACCUACAUAGAAGUUUCAACUGUAUAACAAUGUUGAAAAGGGGUGCAGACGAAGAAAAGAAUAGAAUAAAGGAAUCUAAACACUGUAGUACAGACAAUAGAGCAGAUAGUAAGAUGUUGAGUUAUGCUUACUCUCAUGCAGAUCCUCACUGCACACAGCACAUAGUUUAUACCACUUUGUUCCUUAUCAUGUUCAUUGGUAUAAUAGCCAUUGCGUAUUAUAUUGUGGGAAGAAGACGAACUGUUAAAAAAUGUAAAUGGAAAUAUUCAGAUCAAACAGUAUAUAAUAAUGGUUCAGCUGUAGAACGUAUUGGUAAAAACGCAUACAUGAAAAAAAUGAUCGAUGUAUGUAAUAACGGAGAAGAAACAGUUGUCAGCCCUAAACAGCCGCAAAAAACAAUACCAGAAAAAGAAGAAAAUAUGAACCAUGUUUCGUUGAACGCUGAUACAAAUGACAUUGAAUCAUUUUUUCGUUUAGAAGAAGUAGAAAACAUAAGACAGCUCAUUAUAUCGGUCGUUGAAUUAUCUAGGAAUAUCGGAAACACAGCUCCUGAACGAGAGAUAAAUAAGCAAUUUUAUCACUUUUUAAGCGAAAUUUAUAAUUGCUUCAUAUUACCAAAGAAAUUACCAGAUGGCUAAGAAGAUUAUCUUACAAAUUGAUGUAGGAUUUGUCUACCCAACAAACAAUCUUCUCAAUUUCCAUGCAUUCGAAUGAAAGUUUCAUCUGUAAGAAUCUACAAGUAUUCCAUCUUAAAAUUAUAGCUGUUAUCGCUUUUUCUAACUAGAAAGGUUCUGUACGGAGCUGUCGUGCAGCCUAAGAGAAGAUUUGUCUAUAUGUUUCAGCAUGAUAUACACGUUAUACGUUCAAUAAUUAAGUUCUAAUAGAAUUUGUUUCAAUUUUGAAAUAAUUAUAAUACUAGAAAAUAAAUUCGAAUGAGCAAAAAUGAAAUUUCUGAGCAGAAAGUUGAUGAAUCAGGGUUAUGUAAAAGAACGUCUCGUCCUUUUUCUAGAAGAGUUCAUCGGACGAUACCAAGACCUUGUUGAUAACUAUUCCGUAUCAACUUCAAAAAUAAUACAUGAUGGUAUAGAUUCUAGGUACUGAAGUUGGUUAUCAUCUUAAUAACGUGUUAUAAUGUUCUUUUUAUUUGUCUUUGUAUAUUUUUUAUCUUUACCUUAUAGUCCAUUUAUUUGUAAUAUCCUUUUGGCGUGGCUCGGUAUUUAUACAUCUCGCCAUUGUGUAAUUGUGCAAUUGUCAUUUUUUUUUUGUAUUUUUGUCUUUCCUAUUUGCUUAUGUGCUGUGUCUUUGAAGUGUCUAUAUGCCCAUUUGUUUUUCUUUGGUUUUUUUCUUGUUGAUAUAGUUGUUUGUUUUCAUAGUGAUUAAAGAUUAUAACACAAUGUUAA
This is a messenger RNA of Mytilus californianus (California mussel), 2125 nucleotides long. RefSeq lists its product as uncharacterized. The coding region runs from base 176 to 1363 and encodes 395 amino acids. NCBI's taxonomy places the organism in Eukaryota, Metazoa, Mollusca, Bivalvia, Mytilida, Mytilidae. The record is from RefSeq and is a predicted model, not a curated record. The transcript is spliced from 9 exons.